This is a messenger RNA of Carlito syrichta (Philippine tarsier), 1505 nucleotides long. RefSeq names its product collectin subfamily member 11 (gene COLEC11). Bases 156 to 1034 code for a protein of 292 amino acids. The transcript has 7 exons. The record is from RefSeq and is a predicted model, not a curated record. NCBI's taxonomy places the organism in Eukaryota, Metazoa, Chordata, Mammalia, Primates, Tarsiidae.
AGGAAGUUGCUUGCAGAUAACACUGCAGCCAUCCAGCCUGAUUUGCUGGACUGCCUGACAGCUCAGGCCGCGGCUUCCCUUUGCAUGUUGACUGGACCAGCCUCUGUAAAUAGCAGCCAUGAGGAUCCUGGACGCAGUGUCCUCGUGGGCCGGUGAUGGUCAGGACGCCUCCAUCGCCUAGUGUGUGCUCAGGAGUCAAUGUCCUGCCUGUGCUCAGGAUGAAGUGGGACCUGGCCCUGGUGAGCACCCUAAUUAGCCUGGCCUUCCUGUCGCUGCUGCCAUCUGGAUAUCCUCAGCAUACUGCCGACGAUGCCUGCUCUGUGCAGAUCCUCGUCCCAGGCCUCAAAGGGGAUACGGGAGAGAAGGGAGAAAAAGGCGCCCCGGGACGGCCUGGAAGAGUUGGCCCCACGGGAGAAAAAGGAGACAUGGGGGACAAAGGACAGAAAGGCAGUGUGGGUCGCCAUGGAAAAAUUGGUCCCAUUGGCUCGAAAGGUGAGAAAGGAGAUUCUGGUGACAUAGGACCCCCUGGUCCUAAUGGAGAGCCAGGCCUCCCAUGCGAGUGCAGCCAGCUGCGCAAGGCCAUUGGGGAGAUGGACAACCAGGUCUCCCAGCUGACGACUGAGCUGAAGUUCAUAAAAAAUGCUGUUGCUGGCGUGCGCGAGACAGACAGCAAGAUCUACCUGCUGGUGAAGGAGGAGAAGAGGUAUGCGGACGCCCAGCUGUCCUGCCAGGGCAGAGGGGGCACACUGAGUAUGCCCAAGGAUGAGACAGCCAACGGCCUGAUGGCCGCGUACCUGGCGCAGGCUGGCCUGGCCCGCGUCUUCAUCGGCAUCAACGACCUGGAGAGAGAGGGCGCCUUCGUGUACUCGGAUCGCUCCCCCAUGCAGACCUUCAACAAGUGGCGCAGCGGGGAGCCCAACAACGCCUAUGACGAGGAGGACUGUGUGGAGAUGGUGGCCUCCGGGGGCUGGAACGACGUGGCCUGCCACAUCACCAUGUAUUUCAUGUGUGAGUUUGACAAGGAGAAUGUAUGAGCAGGCGGCCACGUGGAGCCGGCCUACCCGUCUCUGCUUGGGACAGCAGGGCAGCUGGUGCGGGCUCCCAGGCCACGGGGGCAGCUGGUGAGCUGUCCCUCUGCAAGGAAGAGAGCUAUUUCAGUGCAGAGGCUCAAGAAUCAGACGGUGAUUUGCUGGGACCUUAGAGUGGCAUAUGCUUAACAGGAAAAAGAGGGUGUUUCUGGGGGUGCUAUUUCUGAAGUACAGUUUCCUUACCUGUAUUGUAGCCAAAAUGUUAAUUAUGUGAUUAUUACUCAGAAUUGCUCUUCCAUAAAGCUCUUGCUUUUGUCCAAACUAUAAAAUAAGAUCUUUAAACAUUGUAAUAAUUAAGAACAAAUAAUGGUAGUGAGGUAUUGAAUGACUACCUUCCUUUUAACUUCUGUAUGGACAAGAACCCACCUAACUUUGACCAAUGUUUCUGUAAAUUGCAUUAAAAUAUAGGUUUUUUUU